AUGACUGGAUCUCUGAAGUCCUCGGGAACCUGUUGUUGUAUUCCAAGGGAUCCUGUGCCCUUAUUUUUAGGAGAUAAGGAAAGUGCUGAGCGCUCUUUCUCCUUUCAGAUCUACCGAAGGUGUUGGCUCAUCUUCAAAACAUCAUCCAGCAAAGGACCCCGAAGAUUAGAGAAAUAUCCUGAUGAGAAAGCAGCCAAUCUCAAAGCGAGUCCCAAGGUGACCGAGAUCAGCAAUGUUAAAAAUGUUACCCGCUUACCAAAGGACACUAAGCGCCAGGCUGUAGCCCUCAUCUUCACCGAUGACACAUCCCGCACCUUUACCUGUGAUUCAGAGCUGGAAGCUGAGGAAUGGUACAAAAUUCUCUCCAUGGAAUGUCUCGGGGCAAGACUUAACGAUAUCACCCUGGGUGAGCCAGACCUACUUGCUGCUGGUGUUAUGUGUGAGCAAAACGAACGUUUCAAUGUUUACCUCAUCCCCUCCCCAAACUUGGAUGUCUACGGAGAGUGUAUGAUGCAGAUCACGCACGAGAACAUCUACCUCUGGGAUAUACACAACACACGCAACAAACUGCUCAGCUGGCCGCUGUGCUCGCUGCGUAGAUAUGGCCGUGAUAACACACGCUUCACCUUUGAGGCUGGACGCUUGUGUGACACUGGGGAAGGAUUGUUCACGUUCCAGACAAGGCAGGGGGAAGAGAUUUAUCAACGUGUUCACACAGCCACUCUGUGUAUCGCGGAACAACACAAACUCAAGGUCCUGGACAUGGAGAAGAACAUGACAAUAUUAAACAAGAGUACAGAAGUGGAGCACUUCCCAUCUCCAGCUAGCGCCGUGCUGCCCCGCAGUGCCUUCUGGCACCACAUAACAAGCUCACAGCACACUGGAGAAAUGGUCCACAGCAACCCAGAGUUAUACUGCACAGGCCAAGCAGCAGGUGACAUGGACUCCUUCCCUGGACAAGCAAGUACUUUAAGCAGUGACUGCAGACUCUCUCCACACUUCCCCACUCAGUGAGUUAGCUGGUCAGAGCUUGCCUCAACCUGCAGAGAGAGCUGAGCCAUAAUUUCAGUAAGGACCAACAGGAGAUUGGGACAAAGCACUUGCCACUCCCAGCAUUCCCCCCACACCCCCGUCUUACCCACUGUGUACAAAUGCAAAACAAGACAAAGAACCACUGCAUUUUACAGGAAUGGGAGAGGACAGAUACGCCGAAGUUUUGGAAGAGGAUUACCUUUCACACCCUUUUCAGUAUUGGAGAAAUCUACGGGUAAAGGCUGAAGCACGAGCCUACUGAGAUGUGGCACAACGAGCAGACCUGAGAAGGAAGGCCAGUAUGUACAGUCACUUGGUGACCUAACUCAGGACAGUCAGAGCUGAUUUUGUUUUCAGUAUCUCCAGUUGCAUCACUGGCAAAAACUCUUAUUGUGAACACAAUCUUGGUGCCUGUACAGGGACUGGCCUGACACGAGAGUCCCUCUGAUAUGAAAACUGAGACUUAUGUUCUCCUUCCAAAUGCUGGAAUCCAAUCAGUCACUUUAUGAUAGGUACUCCGUUCUUUUGUAGAAGGGCUUAAUGAGCUUUUAUUGGACCUCAGGCUCCUUUCAACUUUAAUGCAGUCCAAAAUGAGACUGCUGACCUUCUCCUCAGUCUCUAAUCUCUCAGUAUCUGCAGCUCCUGUGGCCUAUCCAGACAUGUUGCUCUGCACCUGUUUGCAAUGGAUUCCUGAAGGUGUCUGACACUUGUUCCCAGUGUACCAGCCUGAAGUCUCUGGGCUCUCACUGCAGGAUCUCACCCCUGUACUAGAGGCUGACUGGCCAUAUCAAAUUGAAAUAAUCCCAAGUAGCAACGGUUUCCUUGAACUCUCCCACUCCUCAUACACACCGGAUUAGCUUAAUAACUCCAUAGUGGUGGAAGAGGCAAUUUGCCCAUUUCCUCAUUUCACUGUCUAUUCAUAUCAUUAAACAGUAUUGUUUGCAGGAGAAAUUCCAAACACAGUGGUUCCCUCCUUCCCUCUUCUUCUGUCUUUCUCACACUGCAAUGUAGAGGUUCAACCUGGAAUGAUGAGAGCUCAGCAAAAAGUUGGUGACAUGAUGUGGCACAGGAGGAGGCCAGCCACUGAUUUCAACGCCAAACCUGCAGGAAUUUCCUCACAAGCCAGCUGUCGUGAUACUUCCCACCUCACCUCCCUCCCAACCAGUAGGUCACAGCUGACCAAGGGAAGUCCUGUAGCAGGAAUCCACAAUAGCAAUACAACCUUGAUAUUCAAGUGAUGGUGAAGCUCAUUGCUAGCACUAUUAGUGGGUGGAUUGGGGCAAGGCAACAGAUGCUUGGAAGGGGUAUGUCCAAUGCGAGUAGUCUGUGCCAGCUCUCAGACAGGCACUUAGAAGUGGGAGGAGGGGGUUGCUGCUGACUGGGGUCAGUAACCAAGCGGCACUCUCUCUCCCUCUCUAGCGACCCACAGUAAUGUGCAAGCAGGACACUGGUUCUCCC
Molecule: messenger RNA, 2490 nt
Organism: Stegostoma tigrinum
Lineage: Eukaryota; Metazoa; Chordata; Chondrichthyes; Orectolobiformes; Stegostomatidae
Product: docking protein 4
Exons: 7
Coding region: 1-1014 (337 amino acids)
Biological process (GO): positive regulation of MAPK cascade; cell surface receptor protein tyrosine kinase signaling pathway
Cellular component (GO): cytoplasm
Source: RefSeq, a predicted model, not a curated record